Syzygium oleosum is the source of this 3214-nucleotide messenger RNA. RefSeq names its product 4-alpha-glucanotransferase DPE2. Gene Ontology annotation, biological process: carbohydrate metabolic process. NCBI's taxonomy places the organism in Eukaryota, Viridiplantae, Streptophyta, Magnoliopsida, Myrtales, Myrtaceae. The record is from RefSeq and is a predicted model, not a curated record. Gene Ontology annotation, molecular function: 4-alpha-glucanotransferase activity; starch binding. The transcript has 23 exons. The coding region runs from base 136 to 3066 and encodes 976 amino acids.
CCAGAAGCCAAUCUCUUUUCCUCGCAAAAGUCCCAGCAUUUAUAUGCAAAACAUAAAGAACUCUGACAACGUCCUGUAGAAGUAACGAAAAGAUAUCGAGAAAUCCCUUCUGGGUCAGAGCGGUUUCCCUCAAGAAUGGCGAAUUGGGGAAUGUUCUCCGGCUCCAAGUUCGCGGAAUCCGUGACCGUCAGCUUCAGGAUACCGUACUACACUCACUGGGGCCAGAGCCUGCUCGUGUGCGGCUCUGAGCCGGUGCUCGGAUCGUGGGAUGUGAAGAAGGGCGUGCUGUUGACUCCGUCUCACCACGGCGACGAGCUCAUAUGGCGUGGGAGUGUCGCUGUGCGGAGUGGUCACACGAGCGAGUACAGUUAUUAUGUGGUGGACGAUGGCAGGAACGUGUUGAGAUGGGAGAUGGGGAAGAAGCGCAGGUUGGUGUUGCCCGAGGUAGUGAAGGAUGGUGAUGUGGUGGAGCUUUAUGAUCUUUGGCAGACUGGUUCAGAUACUCUCCCAUUCAGCAGUGCGUUCAAAGAUGUCAUCUUUCGUAGAAGUUCGAGUGUGGGCGUAGAAAGACCCCUUGUAGUUCUUCAGAAUUAUUUGGAUGGAAUUGAUUCUGUCCUCAUUCAUUUUCGAAUAUGCUGCCCCGGUAUAGAAGAGGACACUGCAGUGUAUGUGAUAGGGAGCUGUUCGAAGUUGGGGCAGUGGAAGAUUCAGAAUGGAGUUAAACUUAGCCAUGCUGGUGAUUCAGUUUGGCAUGCUGAUUGUGUAGUCCAAAGAGGCGACUUUCCAUUAAAGUACAAGUAUUGUACAUAUGGCAAGGCAGGGAACAUUUCUCUCGAAAUCGGCUCUCAACGGGAACUUUCCCUCGAAUCCUCCAAAAGUCAACCGAGAUAUAUGUUCCUCUCUGAUGGCAUGUUUCGAGCAAUGCCAUGGCGCGGUGCUGGCGUUGCUAUUCCCAUGUUUUCCAUGAGAUCCGAAGAGGAUGUUGGAGUUGGAGAGUUUCUUGACUUGAAGUUGCUUGUUGACUGGGCUGUUGAAUCUGGAUUUCACUUGGUUCAACUUUUACCAAUUAAUGAUACAUCUGUACAUGGGAUGUGGUGGGACUCGUAUCCUUACAGCUCACUUUCAGUAUUUGCAUUACAUCCACUUUACCUGAGACUGGAUGCUCUGUCGAAGAACAUACCAAAUGAUAUCAAGGAUGAUAUUCUGAAGGCCAAGGAGGAGCUGGAUAAGAAGGAUGUUGAUUAUGAAGCGACAAUGGCCGCAAAGCUUUCAAUUGCCAAGAAAAUUUUCUCUCUUGAGAAGAAUCCAGUCCUUAAUUCAAGCACCUUCCAAAAGUUCUUUUCAGAGAAUGAGGAAUGGUUGAAACCUUAUGCAGCCUUUUGUUUCCUACGUGACUUCUUUGAAACUUCCGAUCACAGCCAAUGGGGUCGCUUUUCCCAAUUUUCAAAGGAAAAGCUUGAUAAACUUGUCUCAAAAGAGAGCUUGCACUAUGACAUUAUAUGCUUGCACUACUACAUCCAAUUCCAUUUACACUUGCAAUUGUCAGAAGCAGCCGAGUAUGCUAGAGAGAAAGGAGUGGUGUUAAAAGGAGAUCUGCCUAUUGGUGUUGAUAGAAAUAGUGUUGAUACCUGGGUCUAUCCAAAUUUGUUUCGGAUGAACACAGCAACUGGGGCACCUCCUGAUUAUUUUGAUAAGAACGGGCAGAACUGGGGGUUUCCUACUUAUAAUUGGGAGGAAAUGUCGAAGGACAAUUAUGCUUGGUGGCGUGCCCGUUUAACACAGAUGGCGAAGUACUUCACAGCUUUCCGAAUUGAUCACAUACUUGGUUUCUUUAGAAUCUGGGAACUUCCAGAGCAUGCCAUGACAGGCCUUGUUGGUAAAUUUAGACCGUCAAUUCCUCUAAGUCAGGAAGAACUUGAACGAGAUGGAAUAUGGGACUUUAAUCGUUUGAGCAAUCCUUACGUUCGGCAGGAAUUAUUACAGGAAAAAUUUGGAGAAUCUUGGCCUUUAAUUGCUUCUAAUUUCUUCAUUGAAUAUGAGAAGCACCUUUAUGAGUUCAAGGAAGACUGCAACACAGAGAAGAAAAUUGCUGCAAAGCUCAAGUCAUUUGCGCAGAGGUCCCUGUUGGAAGAUGAAAAUAAGAUACAACGGGAUCUCUUUGAUCUUCUGAAGAAUAUAGUUCUUAUCAGGGAUCCUGAGGAUGCGAAGAAAUUUUAUCCGCGUUUCAAUCUGGAAGAUACAACAAGUUUUAAGGACUUAGAUGAUCACAGCAAGAAUGUUUUGAAGCGACUGUACAAUGAUUACUAUUUUCACCGUCAAGAUAACCUAUGGAGACAAAAUGCUUUGAAGACAUUGCCUGUCCUCCUGAACUCUUCAGAUAUGCUGGCUUAUGGAGAAGAUUUAGGCCUUAUCCCGUCGUGUGUACAUCCGGUUAUGCAAGAACUUGGACUAGUAGGUUUGCGCAUCCAGCGAAUGCCUAGUGAACCAGAUCUUGAGUUUGGUAUUCCUUCUCAGUACAGCUACAUGACGGUGUGUGCUCCUUCUUGCCACGACUGUUCUACCUUACGUGCUUGGUGGGAAGAAGAUGAAGAAAGAAGGCGUCGUUUCUUCAAGAAUGUGGUGGGUUCUGACAAGUUGCCCCCAAGUAAAUGCGUUCCUGAUGUUGCACAUUUUGUUUUACGCCAACAUGUCGAAGCUCCAUCUAUGUGGGCAAUCUUCCCUCUUCAGGACUUGCUGGUGUUGAAAGAAGAAUACAUGACUCGACCGGCAACUGAGGAAACAAUCAAUGAUCCGACCAAUCCAAAGCACUACUGGAGAUACCGCGUACAUGUGACGUUGGAGGCCUUGAUGAAGGACCGAGAUCUCAUAUCCACGAUUAAGAAUCUUGUACGUGGGAGCGGAAGAUCACAUCCUCUUCCUGUUGAAGCUAAUACGAGGGGCAGUCGAGAGGGAAAUACUACUACAGAAAAGAAGCUAGUCAGUGGAGAGGCAUUAAACCACGCAGUUAAAUGGAGCUCCACAGAGGGAGAGCCUGGUGGUUUUGUAAUCCAGCCGCUUGUAAGCUAGACGUUUUAUUGGAAAAUCGGGAGGAUGUCCCUGGAGGGUCUACUUUAUUGAAGUUUGAAUAUUUUUUUCCCAAUAAGCAUAGAAUAACCUUUCCUGUCACACAACUGAGGGAUAAUACUAUAUCAAAUAAUACGAUGCGACUUAGAUA